Molecule: messenger RNA, 518 nt
Organism: Frieseomelitta varia
Lineage: Eukaryota; Metazoa; Arthropoda; Insecta; Hymenoptera; Apidae
Product: segmentation protein paired-like
Exons: 2
Biological process (GO): anatomical structure development; regulation of transcription by RNA polymerase II
Molecular function (GO): DNA-binding transcription factor activity, RNA polymerase II-specific; RNA polymerase II cis-regulatory region sequence-specific DNA binding
Source: RefSeq, a predicted model, not a curated record
ACUGUAAAACUUCAGACUUCAUUUUUAUUUUCUUUGUAACAGAGUUGGGGUCGAUACCUGGUCAAGGACGUAUCAAUCAGCUCGGUGGUGUCUUUAUAAACGGGAGACCAUUGCCGAAUCACAUUCGGCUAAAAAUUGUUGAACUGGCAGCUGCUGGCGUUAGGCCUUGCGUUAUUUCAAGGCAAUUGAGGGUGUCCCAUGGAUGCGUUUCGAAGAUUUUAAAUCGAUACCAGGAAACAGGAAGUAUCAGGCCAGGAGUGAUCGGAGGUAGUAAGCCCAGAGUUGCCACACCGGAAGUGGAGGCUAGAAUCGAGGAAUACAAACGUGAUAAUCCGGGAAUAUUCUCGUGGGAGAUUCGCGAUAGACUGAUCAAAGAAGGAAUCUGUGAUAGAACCAGCGCUCCCAGCGUCUCCGCGAUCUCGAGGCUUCUCAGAGGUCGCGAUUCCGACGACGACACCAAAGUUGAGAGUAAGUCUUGUCUUCGAUUUUUCAUCCAGCGAAAUUCACUCGCCAAUUAA